Thermothelomyces thermophilus ATCC 42464 is the source of this 1511-nucleotide messenger RNA. RefSeq lists its product as uncharacterized. NCBI's taxonomy places the organism in Eukaryota, Fungi, Ascomycota, Sordariomycetes, Sordariales, Chaetomiaceae. Bases 111 to 1139 code for a protein of 342 amino acids. The transcript has 3 exons. The record is from RefSeq and is a predicted model, not a curated record. Gene Ontology annotation, molecular function: RNA helicase activity; RNA binding; ATP binding.
GCUACCUCUGACCUGCGCACCCCGGUGGCAAUUGGGCAGCCACUAACGAUACGAAAGGCAUCUAUGCGUACGGUUUCGAGCGCCCGUCUGCUAUUCAGCAGCGCGCUAUCAUGCCGGUCAUCAAGGGUCACGACGUCAUUGCCCAGGCUCAGUCCGGCACCGGCAAGACCGCGACUUUCUCUAUCUCGGUUCUGCAGAAGAUCGACCCGAACCUGAAGCAAUGCCAGGCGCUUAUUCUCGCCCCAACUCGUGAACUGGCUCAGCAGAUCCAGAAGGUCGUUGUUGCCAUUGGCGACUUCAUGAACAUUGAGUGCCACGCCUGCAUUGGCGGUACUAGUGUCCGCGAGGACAUGAAGGCCCUUCAGGACGGCCCUCAGGUCGUUGUCGGCACUCCUGGCCGUGUCCAAGACAUGAUCCAGCGUCGUUUCCUCAAGACGGACAACAUCAAAAUGUUUGUCCUGGACGAGGCCGACGAGAUGCUCUCCCGUGGCUUUACUGAGCAAAUCUACGACAUCUUCCAGCUGCUGCCGCAGUCUACCCAGGUCGUCCUGCUCUCCGCUACCAUGCCCCAGGACGUCCUCGAGGUCACGACCAAGUUCAUGCGCGACCCCGUCCGCAUCCUUGUCAAGAAGGACGAGCUUACCCUCGAGGGUAUCAAGCAGUUCUACAUUGCCGUUGAGAAGGAGGACUGGAAGCUCGACACCCUGUCGGAUCUCUAUGAGACUGUGACCAUCACGCAAGCCGUCAUCUUCUGCAACACCCGCCGCAAGGUCGACUGGCUCACCGACAAGCUCACCGCCCGCGACUUCACCGUCUCGGCCAUGCACGGCGAUAUGGACCAGGCUCAGCGUGACCUGAUCAUGAAGGAGUUCCGCUCGGGCUCCUCCCGUGUCCUCAUUGCCACCGACCUUCUGGCCCGUGGUAUCGACGUCCAGCAGGUGUCGCUGGUCAUCAACUACGACCUUCCCGCCAACCGGGAGAACUACAUCCACCGCAUUGGUCGUGGCGGUCGUUUCGGUCGUAAGGGUGUUGCCAUCAACUUCGUUACCGCCGAUGAUGUGCGCAUGAUGCGCGAGAUUGAGCAAUUCUACAGCACCCAGAUCGAGGAGAUGCCCAUGAACGUGGCCGACCUGAUUUAAAACGACCUUCUCAUCUGACACAAUAUACACUCCUUCUUCUUCGGGAUACCUGAGGAAGGACACCGCUAUUUCGGGUAGAAAGAAGAAGAGGUUGCCAGUUACAGGGUUUUCUCUUUUUUUUUUGCCCUUUUUUGUGGGGGGGUCGGCAUCUGGUUGGCAUCCACAAAAAGCUCUGAUAGUUGAUAAGGGGGUUUGGCGCCUGCACCUUAAUUGGUGAACGGUGUGAGUGCGGUGGUGCCUCUCAAGGAAGGCUGGUCUGAUUUUUUUUUAACGGCUUUUACCGGCUCUUCAGUGCCAUAUAUACGCAGAGUUAGGGAGGUUACCAAAAUGCGACGUAGACUGAAACCACGACUUCGUACGCGUAUGAUCCUG